AUGGCUCUGGGGAGGCUCCUCCUGAUUCUGUCUCUUGUCUCAGGUGUGUCUACAGGUGAUGGAGACGAGAGCACCGGCCCUGCUGAGGUCCGCCUGGCGCAGUGGCUGGAAGAGAUGCUCGAGAACGAAACAACUCAACUGCAGCCGCUCCAGGAAGGGAGGAAGCCUGUCCGGGUCAUCCUGGACCUUCAUGUGCUCAGCAUUCUGGACGUGGACGAAAAACAGGAGCACAUCCUUAUCUACGUCCUGUAUGGACAGUUCUGGGAAGACGAGCGUCUCUCCUGGGAUCCCGCUCACCACCGUGGCGUUCGCAGAGUGAACCUCCCUGAGGAGAAGCUCUGGGUUCCUGAUGUCGUCCUUGCUGAGAUGGCAGGGUACGAAACUACCCCCAGGGCCACACAGGUGUCUGUCUCACACCUUGGACGGGUGGAGCAGUGGAAGCCUCGCCUUCUGCAGUCCAGGUGUCCCCUGGAUCUGUACAAGUUCCCGCUGGACACGCACACCUGCAAUCUGACCUUUGGCCUCCUGACGCAUAGCUAUGAAGAGGUCCAGGUGGACUGGGCUUCACACUUACAGGAGGGCUGGAGAGAAUGGGACUGGACUUUCUCUGUGGGCGAGUGGGAACUCGUCUCCCUCACUGUGCUCCCAUACCACCAGGCCACAUGGAGCCUCAACACCUCUGCUGUCAGAGUUCAGGUGACUGUGCGCAGGCAGCCCCUCCUCUACCUGGUCACGCUGCUCCUGCCCAGCUCCCUGCUCCUGGUGCUUGACCUCCUGGCUUUCUUUAUCCCGCCGUACCUGAAGCAGCGGCUCAGCGUUAAGGCCACCAUUUUUACUGGCCACUUCAUCUUCAUCAUCACCAUCUUCACCUUCUUCCCGCCCUUCACCAGAGACCUACCGCUGAUCGGUCAGAGAUGUUUUGCACUCGAACUCAGAUGUCCAGUCAAACCAAAGACAUCCUGUUGCUGUCAGUUGGCACUGAUGAUCUGUGCUGCCCCCUGUGGCCAGGGAGUGACUUGCAACCAGUGACUCGUACCCACCUCCUUUUCCACAGAGGUCUACCUCUUCUGCUCUCUGGGCCUUCUGGCCUGCAGCACCAUGGAAACAGCUGUGGUG
Messenger RNA from Scleropages formosus (Asian bonytongue), 1116 nucleotides. Its product is annotated as 5-hydroxytryptamine receptor 3A-like. NCBI's taxonomy places the organism in Eukaryota, Metazoa, Chordata, Actinopteri, Osteoglossiformes, Osteoglossidae. Gene Ontology annotation, molecular function: extracellular ligand-gated monoatomic ion channel activity; transmembrane signaling receptor activity. The record is from RefSeq and is a predicted model, not a curated record. The transcript is spliced from 7 exons. Gene Ontology annotation, biological process: monoatomic ion transmembrane transport. The coding region runs from base 1 to 1029 and encodes 342 amino acids. Gene Ontology annotation, cellular component: membrane.